Molecule: messenger RNA, 711 nt
Organism: Anopheles maculipalpis
Lineage: Eukaryota; Metazoa; Arthropoda; Insecta; Diptera; Culicidae
Gene: Sec20
Product: vesicle transport protein SEC20
Exons: 3
Coding region: 1-711 (236 amino acids)
Biological process (GO): retrograde vesicle-mediated transport, Golgi to endoplasmic reticulum
Cellular component (GO): SNARE complex; endoplasmic reticulum
Molecular function (GO): SNAP receptor activity
Source: RefSeq, a predicted model, not a curated record
AUGAUGCUUUCCAACUACACGGACAUUUCCGCAAUCCGGCAAGAGAUUAUGGAUAAUAAUUUGCGUGCCAAGGCAAUUAUUAUGGACAUCACAAACUUUCGCGGGACACUGCUCGAACUAGAAACACUGAACGAAGCCGGCAGGGAUAAGUUGGCCGUUUUGCGCAAAUGUAUCGACCGGAUGGAUGUGCUGGCACGGGACGAAACGGACACGAAGCUUGCCGAGGAGGUGGAAAAGAACCGCGAACAGUAUGCGAAAACACUGCAAGCCUUCCGGAAAGCGAAUAUAGCGACAAUGCUGGAGAUCGAAAAGUCCAACAAGGAGGAACUGUUUGCGUUGCAGCCGGAAGCGAGCGAGGUGCGGAAGCGCAAGCUAGGGAGCGGCAUUCCCGGCAGCACGUCGAAAACGUACCGCAGCUCGGCGCUGCUACUGCAGCAGGAAAGUGUAACGGAACGGAUGAUUUCCAUCUCGAAGCAGCUGCACGAUACGACGCAAAAGUCGGCCGCCACCCUUGAUAUGCUUGUGGCGACCAGUGCUACGGUGGAGAGCACGCGGGACGAGCUGCUUAGUACGGCAGGUAAGAUCCAUCAGUCAGGCAAACUGCUCCAGAAGUAUAGCCGGCGUGACUGUACCGAUAAAAUAUUGGCCGUGUUUGGGUUGCUACUGUUCCUGUCGAGCGUGAUCUACGUGCUGUCGAAGCGUUUGUUUUAA